This is a messenger RNA of Strongylus vulgaris, 819 nucleotides long. NCBI's taxonomy places the organism in Eukaryota, Metazoa, Nematoda, Chromadorea, Rhabditida, Strongylidae. The record is from the annotation of a GenBank genome assembly.
AUGUUCAUAUUAAAUUUGGCAGCUAGCGAUGUUAUGAUGUGCCUACUUUCUCUGCCCAUCACACCGGUAACAAAUAUUUACAAAAAUUGGUAUUUUGGAAAUGCGCUCUGUCAUCUUAUACCAUGUGUUCAAGGUGUGAGCAUAUUUAUUUGUACGUUCAGUCUAGGAGCAAUCGCUGUGGAUAGGUACAUACUUGUUGUGAAGCCGCAUAAAAAACCAUUAAGCCGACGAGGAGCUGUCUUUGCAACGCUAAUCCUCUGGUCAUUGUCGUUCAUCGUUACGCUUCCAUACGCCUUUAACAUGGAGAUGGUGGAUUUCUCGUCCCAAGGAGUCUGCGGAAAGUUCUGCACGGAACGGUGGACAACUGCACUUGCCCGACGAUCCUACACUAUGGUUGUGAUGUUUUCUCAGUUUGCUUUGCCUUUCACAUUGAUGGCUUUCUGCUAUGCACAUAUUUUCCUAGUCCUUAAUCGGCGAGCAAAGGUAAAACUGCGACGUAUGGAUGAACGUUCGAUAGCUUUGGAGAAUUCUUUGCCAUCACGGACUUAUCAAGUCUCUGAGAGGAAAGAAAACGAAACAAAUGAACCAGUGAACUCCUUUCUAGACAAGCAGGAAAAGGAGCGACAACGACUCAUACAGCAAAAUCGCAGGACCACCUAUAUUCUUGUGGCUAUGGUGGUUUGGUUUGGAUUGACUUGGCUUCCUCACAACGUAGUUUCACUCAUUAUCGAAUACGAUGAGACGCAAACAUUCUUCCGAUUGUUUGGUAGAGAAGAGCUUGACAUAAGUUAUCUGCUGAACUUGUUUACACACUGGUAA